AAAAUAUAUUGAAUAGUUACUUAUUUAUGCGCAAAAAGAUAAGAAAACUAAAUCAAAUAAAUUAAAGAGGUAUAAUUAUGUCUAGUGCGUAGUCCAGUGCAUUUAUCAAUUAUGAGUUUAAUUUUCUCAACUGAAGAAGGAUGGAUAAUAUCUCAUUUAAAAUACCUUAAUAAUAUUUAUACAAAUGUGAAAAAUGACAACACACAAUGUAAACUAAUUUUUAAUGAAAUAUUAUUUGAUAUAAAUUCUCAGUAUUUACGACAAAAUCAAACAAUUCAAUCAGAACAACAAGAAGGAAUUUCAUUACAAAAUAAGACUAAAAAAAGGAAGCGAUUAAAACUUUUACCAGAUGAAGAUUUAAAAGAAAUAAAUUACAUCAAGAAAACAUUUAACAAAAUAAUUUCGAUUGUAAAAACAGAGGGGUUAUUUUCUACUAAUGUAUCAUCUGAUAACAAUGAAGCAGCACGCUUGAUUUCUCAAAAAUUUUAUCAGGAUACAUUUUGCAAUAAAGAGGAAAAUUUUUAUGGUUGCAACGAUAUGGAUAUAGCUGUUACAUCAGAAUUAAAGGAAAAAAGAUAUGUUUUUCCUCAAAAAUGUAAAUUUUAUUGCUAUGAUGUGAGAGACAUUGCAAAUAAACUGGACCUAAAUAACCAAUAUGAUUUUAUAUUGUUGGAUCCUCCUUGGUGGAACAAGUCUAUAAGAAGAAAAAAAACCAAAUAUUCACAAGCUAGCUACAAAAUGAUGUAUAAUGAAGAAUUGGCCAAAAUACCAAUUGGCAAAUUAUUAUGUUCAAAUGGGGUUGUGGCAAUAUGGUGUACCAAUGCUCCAAGUCAUCUACAUAGUAUUUUUAAUGAUAUAUUUCCAUCAUGGGGUGUUACAUACAGAGCAAAAUGGUAUUGGGUUAAAAUUACUCAAGGAGGAAAUACAAUAUGUAAUUUUAAUUUUGCUCCUGGUAAACAACCUUAUGAAUUGUUAGUUCUAGGGUCUGUAUUACAUGGAAAUGAAAUAAAUAUUCCUAAUGGUAAACUAUUGAUAAGUGUACCAAGUGCUGUACAUUCUCAUAAACCACCACUUACAGAAGUUAUGAAAGAUUAUCUUCCAAAUGAACCAAGAUGUUUAGAAAUAUUUGCUAGAUAUUUACUUCCUAAAUGGACAAGCUGGGGUCUUGAAGUAUUAAAAUUUCAACACUUAUCAUUAUAUACAAAAGAAACAAAAGAAACUCAAAACAAUAUUAACACAGAUGUAAAUAAGUUAAUUAAUUAGUAUUAAAUUAAAAAAGAAGAAAAUAUUCCAAUAUUGUUGAUUUUAUAUUGCAUUUUUUAUUAUCAUAAAUUAAUGAUGUUUUAAUAAUAGUGAAGUAACAGUAUUACAAAGUGCCAUUUACAUGCUCCAUAAUACCAUUUUUUACUGAACUACGAUAACCAUGUGGAUUCAUCAUUUGCCAUCUCCAGAAAUCCUCACCUAAGUUAAAGAAAUAUUAAACAAGAAAUCUUAUUUCGAUGCGAAAAUGUAAUGAAAAUAUUAUUUUACUUACACAUGCGUUCAACAUUAUAUUUAGCCUUCCAUCCUAAUUCUUUUUCUGCUAAAUCUGUAUUCGCAUACAUUGAUACAAUAUCACCCUCUCUUCUUUGUUUUAUAACAUAUGGCACCGUUGUUCCUGUGAUAUUCUCAAAAGUUUUAAUUAAUUCAAGUACAGACACUCCUUUACCAGUACCUAAAUUAUAAAUUUUUAGCCUCAAAUGUCGUUUAUGUAAAGCAUUUAAAGCUGCUACAUGACCAGCAGCUAAAUCCAUAACGUGAAUAUAAUCACGGAUGCCUAUAAAAAAUAAAUAUUUCACUAUUUUUUAUUUUAAAUAGUAUGUGUUUACGAUAUUGUAUGAGAAAUAAGAAAAUUUAUUCAUACCUGUACCAUCUUUUGUAGAGUAAUCACCUCCAAAAAUAACGAGUUCAGGCUUAUGUCUUAAAGCUACUUGCGCUAUAUAAGGCAUUAAAUUCGUAAAUGGUUUUGUGGGAUCUUCUCCAAUCAAACCACUUUGAUGAGCACCUACUGGAUUGAAAUAUCUUAGUGAAAUGAUAUUCCAAUUCUGUUAAAUAAAAAUCAAGAUUUUAUACAUAUUUUAUUCAAAAUAUUCAUUAUUAAUGAAACUUUAAAUAGUUUAAUUUUUCUGAUUUUUUCGAAAUUUAAAUUUAAAAUGUACCUUUUCAGCUCUUGAUACAUCUUUAAGCAUUUCUUCGAUAAAAUACUUUGUUCUACCAUAUACAUUUGUAAUAUUUCCCGUCGGGUGUUCUUCCGUAAUUGGAAGUUCGUUUGGCUCGCCAUACACAGUACAAGAACUACUAAAUACUAAUUGAAAGCAUCCAGCAGCCUUCAUUACCUUAUAAAAAGAUUAAAAAAGAUUUAUUAUACUAUACUAUAGUUAUUAAUUUAUAGUUAGAAAUUUAUUAUUAUACUAUAAAAAUAUAUAUAAAGAUUUAUUCAAUUAUAUUUAUACCUCUAGCAAAUUAAUGGCACCGAUGAUAUUAUUUCGGUAAUAAUGCAACGGCACUUGCAUUGAUUCACCAACCGCUUUUAUUGCCGCAAAAUGAAUUACACAAUCUAUUUUAUGCUAAAAUUUAACAUAUAGUAUGAUUAAUGAAAAAAAUAUUACAAAAAUAAGAUAAUUCUUUUUUAAAUUAUAUUUUAUACCUUGUUAAAAACUGUUUCAAGUUUGUCUCGAUCAAUGAGAUCACAAUUAUAAAAUAUAACUUUUUUCCCGGUAAUUUGUUCCACUCUUUUAAGAGCUGCGGACUCACCGGUAUUUUCAGUAACACUAUUAGCAAAAUUAUCUAUUGCAACAACAUUAUAUCCACUCUCUAAAAGUUCGACGAUGCAAUGACUUCCAAUGUAACCAGCACCUCCGGUUACAAAAAUAGUUUUCCAAUCUUUGGUCAUAUUGCUAUUGGAAAAUAUUAUUAUAUAUUUAUGUAACAUGUAUAAUAUAUCUUCUUAAACAUUUUACAAUAGUACUGUAAAAAUUAUCAUAUUUAAAUUUGUAAUUUAAUCCUUAAAAAAAUUUUUUAAAUUGAACUAUUAUGCAUAAGGGGAAAUUUUUUUUUUAAUCAUAUGUAUUAUCUUUUUUUACGACCACAUUAGAAUUAUAUCUGUAUUCGAUCGAAAUUGUUUUCAUUGCAUAUAUUUCAUAUACUACAUAUAUUUAUACAAACGAAAAUAGUAAAUAUAGUUUGUAAUAAGUACAAGGUAAAGUAUGCAGGUGUUUCUCGGACAUUCACCUGUAUCGUACAGAGUUCAAGGUCAUCAAAACAUAUGAUAAAUUACUGUAAUAAUUCCUGGAUGAUAAUUACAAAUAUAUUCAUUACAUAGGAAUUUAGUUAAUAUAAAAUUAAAAACAAUCAAUUUGCUCUGUCAAACAUUUAACUCAGAAUUAAUAAAGUUUUUAUUUAUCAUAUUUUUAAAAAUCUUUUAUAAAGUAUAGUCUUUUAGAAAGUAAUAUCUUUAUAAAGUUAUAUCUUUUAGAAAGAAGUAAAAAAUUUAUUUUAGGAAAAAUUUAAAAAAAUAUUAGUUUUGUUAAUCACUAGGCAAAGAUACUAAAUAUGUAUUCAAAGUUUGACUAUUGUAUUUAACGGUACUCUACAGAACCAGAUACUUUCGGCACUUAACGUUCAUUUACGCAAUAGAAAUAUGGAUAAAAGAAAUUUAACUUUUCAUUCUUUUUUUUUAUACAGAAA
Messenger RNA from Heterotrigona itama, 3726 nucleotides. Lineage: Eukaryota; Metazoa; Arthropoda; Insecta; Hymenoptera; Apidae. The record is from the annotation of a GenBank genome assembly.